Molecule: messenger RNA, 19901 nt
Organism: Pocillopora meandrina
Lineage: Eukaryota; Metazoa; Cnidaria; Anthozoa; Scleractinia; Pocilloporidae
Source: the annotation of a GenBank genome assembly
UGCUACAGAGAUUCAGGCAAGAUUAGAAAGUCUCAUACUGUAUGUCAGGUAUGAGGUUGUUUCCUGGCUCGACAGCCAGCUUAAACCUCUUAAGUCGGGACAUCUUAUGAUUACGUUCGCUGGUUUCAUUUUACCGCCUAAAUAGCUCAGCGAUUUUACCUUGCUCGAAUGUUUACAAUCUUUGAAGGGCGGACACAAAGGGAUGGUAAAGGGAUCUAGAUAAUGGAAAUUAUUUUCCAAAACAAUUCAUCAUAGACAAGGCGUACUUUGUUUUAAAGCCUUUGUCCUCGUAGGGUUCUCGUGGACAACUUUGCAAUACAGCAUUACUUUCAACAGACAAGGGUCUGAUGCUGACGUCAUCCUCAAAUUACUGGACAGAGCCUGGUCAUUGUUUCAAUGAUUGCUUCAAACUACGCUCGACAUUGGUUACUCUUUGGCAGCAUACAGAUAAUCAGAUAAUCAGAAUCAGAAGACAAUGUUCGGCAAUUUCCCAUCUGGCGUUGCAAACAGAAGAAAAAAAACAACCAAGUAACGCCUGCAAUAGUUACCAUAAUCAUUAUGUCGCUGGGAAGAACUUCGCCUGAUUAGUUUUGUUUGUUUGUUUAGAAUUGAUAUCUUGACCAUUACCAUGUUUCGUAGAAACGGCAAUAAUAACGUUCACUACCCCCGAGAGUCGAUGUUUUGUUAAUUUAUUCAGUGGUUUACUGCUCUCCCGGGAUUACAAGGGAAAAUUUACAUGUGUAUUACGUUAGUUGUAAGCCAUUGACGCAGGAUAAAGCAGGCGAAGUGGUAUGGAUCUCAACGACUCUACGCAGUUCACACCAACGAUCAGGGCGUCCGACGACAAUCCGUUCGAAUUUGAGCAAGAAAGUGGUUUAACCGAACUAGUUACCACGGGAAUGAGUGGUCACGAUGUAAGUCCUGUAACCAAAACAAUGUGACGACUUGUUAUUCAUUUUAAUGCUGUGGUUUUUGUACAGUCUACAUAAACUUUAUGUUGCUACAGAAUGAAUGUUUAUAAUUAUUAUGCCAGGUAUAUUUUAAGAGUAUCAAGUGACACAUAAAUUUCUUCUGUUUGUCAUUUUCAGACGGACAGCUCUGCAGAAAGCGACAGCAGUGAGAUCGAAGACUCGUUGGCGGCUGGUUUUGUUCCGAUACACCAUGGUAUGAAAUAAAACCCUUAAGGAUUCUUUGUUCGGCAAUUUGUGCUUGUAUUCGAGCACCUGAAGGGUCAAUUUCCAUAUUUGCAGCUUCUAUCGGACAAUAUUACAGAUAUCAUGGCUCUCAGUUAUUCUUGAAUUUUGUUGAUGGGAGGUCGCAUCUCAAGGUUUCACCGGAAAUGUCGUAAUGACAUGGAAAAACGUAAAAUUUGUGUAUACAGCGGGCGCGCAUAUUUUCUUUCGCCGGUAUAUUUGUGAUCGAUCACCGACAACUGGCCGCUUCCAAACCUCUUUUCCUUUCUAAGACCGAAGGCUUUCGCUUAAGUGCCUAUAGCAUAAAAUCAACAUUGACUCGCUUUAAAAUAUGCAUAGUACAGUCUUUGUCAAUCUCUUCUGGCUUGGAAAUUGACGUCAAAUUUCUACUGAGUUGAGUUGCCAUAGGCCGCCAUAUUGAAGUAAGUUGAAUUGCAAACCGACCGUUCAGGUCUUGGUCAGCCAAGCCAGUCGGUGGAUCGCACCCAGAAAUGAGUUCACGAAAGAACGAGGAGAAAGGUGCCUAAUUUUUUUCUUCCCUUAUUCUAUUUUGUUCUUUUGUGAUCCUCUGGGAAUACAUUUAUGACCAGGGAGAGAUCGCCCAAUUGACUCCCACCAAACCCUGGGAUCACACAUCCCCAAGAUCGUAGGUAACGAUGUUCAUCUAUACAAAUGUUACCCUUCUUUAUACUUUUCCCAAUUGAUUAUGGUAAUUGUCAUAAAAUUCUGUAUAAUCUUUUGCUCAAAACGUACGAAAUAGUUUGUUUGUUAUGUUCAAAGUCUUGUUGUGCUCAAGUCAGUUAGACACACCACCAAAUAUGAACUUGUUGGCGAGCAGUGACAUAUUUUUGAGUAGAGGGUUCGUGUUUUCCUCACUGACUUUGCCCUCCCUUAAAGUACAUUAAUUUUACGUUCCAUUUUCCACAAGGUGACUCAUUUUAAAAUGGUGACUCCUCUUAAAUAUAUCGGCAAUUAACUGUGAAGAGUUAGCGACGCUCUUCAGCUUGGUAACGACUUAGUUCUCACGAAAAUAAUAUUUGAUUAUCUACGUGUAAAGGUUUUUAUUUCUUUGCUUAAAUAAAAAAAUGUGAUUAUCGCUUACAGGGAAGAAUCAGUGUUUCAGGAAGGUGAACUUAAAAUAUCCUAAAAAAUUUUCGGUUUUGAAUUUGCAUAGAACCAACUGCAUCUGCCUUAAUUUCUUUUGCGCUGAACAACUAUUGACUGUUUUCCUUUGUCCUAAUCUGUGGGGGUUCCACAGAAAGAAAUAUAGCUGUUUUUACGAACCAAGUAGCAAAAUAUUGCCGUCUGCGAUCUCGUUAAAGAGGAAAUGAAUUAUUUGUGAGAUGCAAAGGGUUGGAUAGUCCCAGAACCUUUUUGCGGUAAGCCAACGGAACUGGUUCCCAUUUGUCGCUGUUAGGAACAGAGCAAAUCUGGUUAUGAGCUUUCUAUCGGCAUUCUCCUAAGUUUUGUUCGGAUAAUGUCGACUAAUAACGACGAAGAGUCCAAAGCAGAUGUUGGAGAAGGAAAGAAAAUCAAAAACACCCCAAAACGAAAAAAGUUUCGUUCGUUUUCACUCGGUAAGUGUCUCAAAACAACAUUGAGCAUUGUGUAUUGACUAAGUUUUAAUAUCGAAAGUGAGAUUUUCGACACGGCCUUUCUCAGUUGUUUGAAUCAGUAGAAUAUUGUGUGAAAAGGCUUUUUGAUUUCCUUGUAUGCCCUGGUUAUCAGUUAAAAGUUCUGGUCGAGAGCAGCUUAUAAAUAUGUCACUUGUACGUUUUAGGUUUAAGGAAAUAUAGACAUCUUUUCGGAAAUUAACACACUCAAUCGUUCGGUGGUGUUCUGUAUUUUUAGAUAGCGAUAAAUUUUACACUGGAUCACAAAUGCAUUGAUUUAGUGUCAGCAUCACUCCCCGAUAACAUUUUUCCACUUAUUUUUAUUGGAAUUGAGAAUGAGUCAACUCCUUGUGUAUGAUUUUAACAUUAGUUUAUUUGCAUCUCUGAUAAGAAAUACAGCAUUGACAUUAUAUGUAAAUUUGAAUACCUUGUUUGGAGCUUUAAGUCUAUUGCUUAUAGCAAGUGGUUAUGUGGAUAAAACUUUAUCUUCUACUGAGAGAUAUUUGAAGAGAGGUGAUGUUCAGAGAAUAUAUUUGGCUAUCAUGUAUCUUUAAUAACUCAAAAACAGUUUGUUUCUGAGUCUAAAUAACCACAACAUUUAAUUGUUAUGAUAAUGUGCUUAACAUAUGCUUUGGCCUUGAAUGUGUUUCAGGGAAUCCAAACUUUUUAACAAGACAGGCAGUAUUUGUGGUAGUAACACUUCACUAUUAAUCCACAUAAUGCUUCACUUAAAGUUAUAAGUUAGUGUCUUAUUUUGAUUCCUAGCUUGUCAAGAUUUUCUCAUAUAAAUGCUGUAACCUGUGGUUAUUUUGAAUACUAACUGGAGGUGGCAAGGUUUGCAUGAAAAGCUAUGCAUCGCUUUGUUUUUGCUGAAGUAGUUUUUGUAUUUGAUUUGUCAGUAGAGAGGUUGCACAAUUCUCUUUUCCUGUGCUUGGAGUUGAAUUGAUGUGAUAUUUAUGUGAGUCUUACUUGAGUUUUGGUGUCCUGUGUGAUUGAACACUGUUAUAACCAUAUUGUGUUGCUGUUUUUUUGAGAUCUGUGUUAGUCAUCCCCAGCCUUGAAGUGAUGUCACACUUUGUUUCCCAUAUUUUUUUGGAUAUUUACUGCACUCAUAGAAUCAAGGAAAAUUUCUCCUUUAAUGUACAAAACAUUCAGUGACUUAAGAUAUUAAUUUUUUUCUCAAGAGAGUGGCCUGUUGCAGGCAUCAAGCCAGAAAAAGGCUUGCAAUAAUAUCAACUUAGUGAUUAAAAAAAUUAAAUAAAAAAGAAAAGGUGAGGGAUUGGGAAGAGUGGUUGGAAGUUUCACAUGUUUUCCAGUCUGUUGUUAAGCAUGUCAAAAUUACCUAUUCUUUCAGUAACCUCUGCACCUGUAUUGCAGAGGUCAUGGGUUCAAAUCCCAAACAGGGCUGAAUUUUUAUCAAGCCUUAUUUUCACUACUGCUCAAGUAAUGUUCAUUAGUGUGAAGAUCGCUUUCCUAUUCACGUCUUUAUCUGCAGUUCAAUAAUAUUUGACUUUCAUAUAUUCACAGUGGAAUUAUAAUGUAGUUUGCAAGAAGAAUGCAAGUUGUUAUAGUCACACUUAAUCAUUUCCUCUUGUGAAAUUUUGCCAUAAGUUUUGCAAAAAACCUUUUUUUGUAUAUAAAGGAAUUAUAUAAUUCCUUUGAUUAAGGAACUAUGAAAUCUAUAUAUUUCUUUACCGAGCUCAAAACUAACCAUCUCUCUUAUUCUGUUUACAAACAUGAUGCUAUUGACAUUGUUGAUUCUAGCAGUAUACAGGAUGUGUCAUAAGAACUUUGGAAUAGUCCUUGCUCACUGUAGUCUCUGUGGCUCAGUGGUUCAGCAUCGAAGUGCUGAAUCCAAAGGUCUGAGUUUUGAUUCCUCAUGGGGACUCAAAAGUUUUUCUUUGUCCCAUGCUCAUGAUUAGACAAAAACACUUUUCUCAAUUAUAAAGUAGUUUGCAAGAAGAAUGCAGAUUGUUUUUGUGACACUUAAUCAUUUACUCUUGUGAAAUUUUGUCAUAAGUUUUGCAUAAAACUUUGAUUUCUAUCCUUUGAAUUGUUUGAGACUGCACGAUGGGUAAAAACAGCAUUGUAUACCUAAAGGGUUCAUUGCAACCUCAAAGAAAAUUCAAACAGCCUGCUUUUGUAACUUAAAAUUUAACAUGUAACUUUGCAAAGGGCCUUUCUGCACUAGUGAACAAAACUAGAAUUGUCCAAAUAAAAUUAAAAAAAAAAAAAUUUUGUCGUGACAAAAUUUUUGUUUUGUCUGUUGCAUCUGCAUCAAAAGUGUUUGAAGCUGCCAAAUUCCAUCAAUGUCUCAGCGGUGUCAUUUGUUCAUAAGACUGGCCAGAAUAGCUUUUCAAAGGAUUCCACCUCCAAUUUCAAGGAUUUAUCCUAAAUCAUCUUAAAAAUUUAUAAUCCCUGAGUUUUGCAUUAAAAGACAAUUUUUGCCUUUCUAGUAAUCUGAUUUCAGUUCAAUUACUCACCGGUUGUAGCUUUUACCACAAAUGAUCGACAAGUUUCACAGGGAUUUGUUUAUUUAGUUGAUUUUGUCCAGUUUUUACCCAGGACAAAUUUUGUUGCAAGUGAUUGAAAAUUUGUCUAAAUGAACAACUCUUUUGGCUAGUGCGGAAAGGUUCUAAACAUAAGACAUUCAUGCAACAACAGAUCAAUUAGUGUGGUUUGUGUGUUUCAUAUUUUAUUUUUGGAAAAAAUGAGGUGGCUCAAAAUAGCGUUAUUUUUCUUUUCACUUCAGCUGACACAGCACUUCUACUGGGAAGUUUAUCUAGAGGAAAAUCUAACAUUGAAAAUGGUGAAGAAGACCGCAGCACACAGUCAAGUCCACUGGGUAAGUUACAGGCUUAGACAAUUCUUUAAGUGUGCCUGAUGCCUCAAAACUCUUCUUUUCUUGUUAUCUGUACUUUUCCUACAAAUAAAUUUUUGGAUCGGUUUAAGCCUCAAAUUUCUAUAAAUUAAGUUUUUAAAUCCUGAAGAUCUAUGUGUUAGCCUGAGCAAUGAGAAAUCUGGGGUAAACCUUAGCUAUAAGAUCAGAUCAAGAACAUAGUUAUCAGCACCUUCUCCUUCACUGGGAAAGUUUUGUGUUUCUGCAGGGUAUCAAAAAGGAUCUACAGUGUCUUUUGCUGUUAAUUAACUCAUAUAUAGUUUUGUUUAAAGAUCAAACUGUCUAGAAGAUAACUUGCUCUUCUGCAGAUAGCAAAGCACAUGGUGUAUGUUAUGGUAACAAUUGUCCACAGUUUGUGAGGGAGUUACAGUUAACUGUUCCUUAAACAAUAAACAUUUGCUCUACCAAGUUGCCCAUUCAGCAUUUAAAAUGAUAUUGCUCAAAAGGCCAGCUCUCUAAGUAGAAAGAAAUGAAAACAAUCAAAGUUGUUUGGUGUUUUUCUGUGAAUGUAGGAGUGUGUCAAAUGUCCUUUUCAAGCUUUUCUCUCAUAGCCACAAUGUUGUAUAUGCUCACAGUCAUCCCCAAACUACUGGUAGAAGGGUCUUAAUGUCAGCCAUGAUAAUGAAAGCUAUCAUGAACAAGGAAUUGAAGAGAAUUAAGCAAGUCCCCUUACCUUUGCCAGAGAGUACUGAGGAGCUCUCCUGCAUGAUUGCACCAUGUGCUAAAAAAUCAUCCCAAAAUCUUGUUCACCCUGCAUUACCUGCUUGCACCUUGAGAUGGAAAGUUCAAGGUGAAAGUGGUGACUCUGACGUAAAGGCAUGUCAAGAUUAUUUUUAUAACAAUGACAACUAGUGAUAGCAAAUCUCUCUGAAGAGGGAGCGCAUUUUAAGAAACCCAAAUUUCUAGCUAUGCCCAAGGGCUAUUUAUUGUGUUUAAGUAAUUGUUUCAAUUUAUUAGAUAAACACAGUAUAGCUGUAAAUGAAAAUACAUUUUCAUAAAGAGUAUGUACAAUUUUUUUUGCUUUGUUGUCAAAUUUGUUUUACAACUGUCUCGGUAUCUGAUGUUUGUGCUCUGUGUUAAAUGAUAGAAGAGACAUUUAUUGGUGAAAUUCUUAAUGAACUCUGUAAUAGAUAACUUUGAACAAAUUUGCAGUGUUAAUGAAAAUUUUGUGUCGAGAUAUAGUUUGUGUACCAGACUGAUACUGAGUGUAUUUCCAGAGUUGAAUGUACAGUAGGUGAAAAUAUUUUAAAAUAAAUAUAAAUUUAGUUUAUGUCUGUAGAAAAUUUCCACUUAAGUUGCACUUCCUCACAAAUUAUGAUAAGGUAAUUUCAGAAUGUUACUUCUUACAUAUUGCAAAAGAAAAAUAGAUUUAAACAUGCCUGAUUAAAGUAUUUCUUCCAUAAAGUUGUGCACACUGCAAUAAGGUUCCCUUCCAAAUUUAGCUCUCUGUACAUCUUUUACUAGAUGACAGGGUAUCUGACUUAAUUGAAUAAACAUCCGUUGAAAUUGUUUUGAUCAGAACAGGAUGUCUGAAAUUUAUGGAAUCCAAUUUUGUUCCUUUUGUUCUAAAUUGGCUGUCUGUAGCUUUUUUUGCUUUCUUGUUCCAUUUGUUGUAGCAAUAUUCAUUGUAGUAUUGAGAAUACAGGCUUAUUUACAUGCAUGAAGCACAAAUGAAAAUGGCACUUAAAAAUUUGAAUUAAAAAGUUUAGUCUGAAUAUGUAAGAUUUUAUUGGCUUUUGAAUAAUUCAUAUUUUGGGAAGAUUUUGUUGAUACCACACAUUUGCUUUCUCAGGUAAUUGAUAGGUUUCUUGAUUUAUAGCUUUGUGUGGAUGAAAAUGUUUGGAUUACGGGUUAUUCAGAGAUGAACCUGUAGCUUUCUCAUGAAAGGGCUACCUUGCCAGUAACAAGAAAUUGUUAUCUAUUUUGAAACGGAAACUGUCAUUUCAAGCUCAAUUUAAUGUUUUUCCAACAUAUUGCGGUACUUGUAGAUUUCCAUUUUAACUUGCUAUGUUAGCAAGGAAGGAUAAGGGGAAACGAAGACAAGGUAAAUUCAGUUUGUAGGUAAUAAUGUCUAUUGUUGAUUUGUGCAUGUAAACAUAGGGGGCAUAUAAUUAGAUGGUAUUUGCUAGAGUUCAAUGAAAGAGCUAUCCAGUAGUCAGAAUAUUUUGGCAAAGUAAAAUUGAGUCAUUGUGUCUAAACACUUUCAUGUCUAUCUUUUUAUCCAUUACCCUUUCUGUUAGUUUUUCCCCUUUAAACUUGUUCACUUAAAUUUAUAGCCAGGAAGCAUUUUGGGGUUAUAUUAUUUCUUGAUGAUUACUUUCAGUAUAAACUGUAUUUCAAAAGGACUUGCAAAGUUCCCUUUCCUUUGUGAUAACAAUAUUCUAGACUGGAUCUGAAAGCAAAGGAGGAUAGGCCCUGUUUCAUAAAUUAUUGUCAUUGAUUUCUUAGUAGUUUGGUGCAAUGAUUUCUCCCAUACAUUCUUGUCAAUGUGACCUCAAAAUUUUACAAAUUCAAUUUAAAUAGGAGUUAAAUGUCUUUGGGUGCCCCAACCUCAAUAAGUCAGAGAAAGCUUAUCAUGAAAGGAGUAUACACAAUUUGAAUUCAGUGUUAUGAUAAUGACAUUAAUGAAUUGUGGUGAAGAUUAUCUUUUCCUGACAGCUGGUAUGAGGAGGAGAAAUUUUAAAUGCAUGAAAGCCUUUUUGGUGAAGUAUUGUGGCUUGCAGAGCUACAUGUUUUAAUAGUAACUUAGCUAUACUAUUUUGCCCUGAGAAACCUGAUGAUGGCUUGUAAUGUCAGUGGAAAUCUCUUGUCAUAUAUCUGUGGCAAAUUUCAAUUCCUGUCUGAGUAAGCAAAAUAUUACCGGUAUAAUCUAUAGGUAAUGAAAAAUUAAUCACAGCCAGAAUGGAAAUUAAAUUGUCCACUGAAAUAGUACAUAUAUUUUCCUUUUUUACAUGUUGUCAUGUUCUGAAAAGGCUGUAAAAAAUAGUCAGGUCGGAGCCUGGGCUGGUUUAUUUAAGCAUCAGGUUUAUUUUGCUUUUACUGAAAUGUUUUGUACUGCUCAUAUAGGUUUUCAAAUGUUUUGCAUUCUUGAAUGAAGGGCAGUGAAACCAGAUUGCUUUGAAUGGCAUUUGCUCAUCACACUUUUCAGUCGGUAGAAGACAAUUUAAAAACUUCCUAUGAUCAUUUUAUUUUACCACAGUCAAUAUUGAUAAAUCUGACGCCACAAUUAAUUUCCAAGUAACAUUUGCUCAAGCAAUCAAGUUAAAUUUAUAACUUUGAUAUCAAACACAGCAGGAAAUUUGAAUUAUUUUUUGUCUCUAAAUUAUUUUGAUUCACUUUUUGAAAGGAUAUUGUAGUGUAGUCAUUAGUAUCAGUAUAAGUAAUAUUUAAAUAUUUUAAUGUGAUUGUGAUAUUAAGGCCAAAAAUAUUGCAGAGAAACACUGCUAUGCGCCACAAUAUGGGUUUUAAAAGGGUACAAUUUAAAUUUGAUGGAUGUUGUAGUUUUGAAAUUGUCUGUUUUUACAAUGUAUAUAGUUUGUUCAUGUUUACUCUGAUUUACACUUAUAUUGUCACAAUAUAUCUUGAACAAGAAAAAUAUAAAUCAAACAAGUUUGAAGUUGAUUUAGCCUUCAUUGUUUUCUGACAGAUGCAAUAUGUAUUUAAACUAAAACAGUUCAAAAUUAGCUGGGAAUCAGCAUUUUAACCUUUAAGAUAUUUUUACUUGAAAGAGUACAGUUUCUUUUUCUUUUAGUGUAUUUAUUUAGUCAAUUUUUUCAUGUCAAUUGCUUCAUUUGAGCUUUAAACUACAGCAACCACUAGUUGUGCAAGAUGAUGUCUUUUUAAAAUUUUUAUUUGUAAAUUAGACAUCUUUCAUAAGAUUGGGUAUCAUGAUGUUUUUCUCAUUUUCCUAAAAUUUUCUUUGAUUUGUGACCUCAUAAAGCUUAAGUGAGCAAAUGAUAUAUUUAUUGAAUAGGUCGAAUUUUUUAGGAACAUUCAUUAUGUGCAGUUUAACCUUGUAUGUAACUUCUUUUUUAAUAGAUUUAAUCACUUUCCUUUUGUGCCAGUAUUUAUAUGCUCUAAAAAGAUAAAAAUACCUGUAAUUAUUUCCAAGGUACAUGACUUAACAAUUGUGUCUUAACUGUUCUUCUGCCAGUUAUGAGUUAUAUUGUACACUGUCAUCAGAGAUUUAACACUAUGCACAUUAACCUGGCCAGUAUUUCUAUAUUGCUGUUCAGAAAAUCUUUUUAAUACAUCAGAUUGUGGUGAUAACUUAAUUGUAAUAAAUAUUGAUUGAUUCUGGUCAAUGGUUAUCAACAGUAUGAUUGUUAAGGUCAGGAUGAUAACAAACAGCAUUUUGCACUAUCACCCAAAGCAACAUUUUAAGAAAAUUUCCUUCCUUUUUUUAAGCACAAGAUGAGGGAGAAGGUAGUUUUAAAUUUGAUGGUCCAAGUUCAAGGAAUUCAACCCCACCUGUUAAGCUGGAUAAGAAGGACAGAGAUAAAGAGAGGCUGGUAAAUAUCACUUGGGCAGUUACAAUGUGUUUUAUUUAAAUUAUGUAUUGUAUUAAGAGUCUUACAUUGAACAGCAACUUGCAUGUAGCUUAUAAACUGUACAGGUUUAGAAAAUACCAGAGUUCAAAAUUCCUCCAUGAAAAAGGAGUUGGAGUUAUUACUGGUUAGAAACAACAGUGAAGUCAUUUUGGGCUCUUGUUUUUGUGUAAAAUCAAAGGAUUCAAAAAAUUAUAUGUUAUUGAACUCUUGCAUGAAGGGUGAAAGAUUUGCUAUUGUCAAGUCAAAAAUUUAAAAAAUGAAAUUGUCGUUAGCUUUUAUUUAAAAUAUUAAAAGACUCGUAUUUCGUUGUGCUAAAAGCUUUGAUAGAAGUACAAAGAAAAUGUUGAUUCUGCUAGUCUGUACAAUUUUAUAUGAUUAGGUACUUGUGCUAAUACUCAAUUCAUUUUGAAAUGACAGCAGAGUUUGGAAAAAAGACUUUCUGUGCCAGACAAAUCCCCACUGUUUCCAAGGAAAACUUCAAAGGAAAGUUUCAAGGUAAGUUUUAAUUUUAGAUAACUAUAUCCAUGAAUUUUUUUUGCUGGUCAAACAAGUACUGGCCAGAUAACUAUAAUUAUGUGUGUGUGUCUGUCUGUUGGUGUGUGUGUGUAUGUGUGUGGGGAUGAAGUAACUUCAACUUUAUGGUAAAGGCAUGACCUUUAAUGAAGAGGUGGUACACUUGACACACAUGUUUAUGAUGAUGACACAAUAAAUUUUGACCCAAAUUAUCAAAUCUUACUGGUAGAAACAUUUUCUAAGAAAAAUCAACCAAUAUACUCUCAGAGUGUACAAAUUAGGACAAUUUUCUUUACAAGUAGUUCAAUAGGAUUUUGGGACAGUGUAUACUUGGAUUGUAAUUCUUCCAGCAUAUAAUUUUUCAUAUAUCUGUCUUUCAAGGCAAUGAAAGAGAGUUACAGACAAGAACAGAAACGCAGAAUAAAAGAGUUAGCUAGUGCACUGAAAGACCCUUCAGUGAUCAUACUUUCCUCCUGGCUCAAGGUGAGGAUAAUUUGUAGCAGUUAUUUUUCUGCAACUUUGAUGUAAAAAUAAUUUUUACAAUUCAACACAUCCUUAAUCAACUUUUUUGACAACUGUAAGGUUCGUGGCACCUUGAAAGGCUGGCAGAAGUUUUGGUGUGUUGUUAAGCCUGGUAUGCUGCUUAUUUACAAAAGUGCAAAGGUAUGAACUAAAUUGAAAUUAUUUCAAGUACAAAUUAAGUAAUUUUAUUUCAGGUGCAUUAGCAACUUAUAAACUAAGGUCCAUAUAUUAUCAUGGCAAGUAUUAGUGACUCAGCUCUGCUUUCUUCCCACAGCAUGGCCAGUGGGUAGGCACUGUUCUAUUGAAUGGCUGUGAGAUUUUACAAAGACCUUCCAAGAAAGAAGGAUUCUGUUUUAAAAUCUACCAUCCACUUGAGCACUACAUGUGGGCAACAAGAGGACCAAAAGGAGAGCUGGCUGGUUCAAUUGCUCAACCUAUGCCAAAGGAUCAUCUUAUUUUACGAGCAGACUCUGAAUCUGAUGGUAAGUGUUGUAUAUGAUAUCUAACUCUGAUUAAAACUUCUGAAUAGAUUGUAGAAAUCUCAGUCACUGUUGCCAGACUAUCACACUUCAUGUACUGAUGUACAUUGUUGCUCCAUUCUCUGUUACAGCAGAUAAGAAUUUGAGCUCUAUUUCAUUGUGCAACUAAUCUAAAUAUUAUUUGUGCUAAAGACAACUGCUACAUUUUGAUUUGAAUAGGACGGUGCUGGUUAGAUGCUUUAGAAGUUGCUCAGAAUCAGGGAUACAGCAAUCAAAAAGACAACAAAGGAAUGUAUGUUUAAAAAAAAUUUUCCUUCAAUGUGAUCCUUUGUGAUGCUUGGAUUUAAUAAAAAUCAUGACAUGCCUUUUUUUAUACCGGAAGGUUAAGUGAGCUGUAUGGUAAGGAUGACAAGGAAGACAGAGAGGAUGACAGUGGAAUUCCAGCCAUUCAAGGUCAGUUAUUUCUUACUUGUUUUGGUUUUUUCAGUUUUUUAUGCUUUUAUUAGUUUGUUUUUUGAUUGAUUACUGAUUGUAGAAGGGAUAUAAAAGGUACACAUACAAAUUUAUAUAUAUAUAUAUAUAUCAUGUGUAAAAAUGGCUUUUUCCUUCUCUAACAGAUCAAGAUGAUGACAGCAAUGAUGGAAUGGUUAGAUAUUAUUUUUGUAUCAUUUAUUUAUCUUAGGGUUAGGGUUGGGGUUAGGUUAGGGUUAUUUAGUUUGAGAAGAGUGUUUGUUUUCUCUCCCACAUUGUGUAACUUGUUUUUUUGGCGUUGUUCUUUUAACAUCCCACAUAACAAUUGACGGGGUUUUUAUUUUAUUGUGAACAUCAAAAAUGCAAUUUAUAGCUACACCAAUUUUAGUUCUUUUUUUUACUUUCUUUAUUUUUUCCUUAUUGUGUUUUGUUCAUAGGAAAAAUCUGACUCUGAUAAUGAAUUGGAUGACACGAUAGGGCCACUUGGAAGAGGUAGGUAGUUCUUGCCCCAAACAAGUGGCAAAAUUAACGUUAUCCACAAAUAUUUAAUAUAUUGUCUGAACCUGCUUAUCCCUUCCUCAUCAAGUUACUUCCCACAAUUUCAAUGCACUAUCCAGCAAGCUGUUGGUAAGGGAACAGAUGAGUUUUUCCUAGUCAAAUUUUACAUUAAAUUUAUUAAGUAGAUUUGACCUAACCCUUAAUCUCAUUGUUGUUACAGUUAUGUUGUUGAAAUCGUAUAUUUUGUUAAUCACAGAUGGUGAAGAGGAGAUGGAAGAGGGUCCUGUUGAAGAAACAAUUUAUGUUGGAGAGAAAGGGGAGGAAUAUCUUGGACAGGUGCAAACUUCUGGGCAAUUCUUCAUUCAAAACUAUUUUGGCUUUUUACCAUAUGUAACUGGCUUUCUCUGCCUUUAGAGCAAAAAUCAUAUUGUGUAGAAUUUAUAUUUUAAUUAAACAACUUUUUAAGAAAUGUUUUAGUGCCUGGGACGAGCAUGUUGCUGUGAAAGUUCCAUGCCAUGGUUUUAAGUACAAAACAUACACUGUACCAAGUAAUCAGCUCGAUUCUUUUAUAUCGGAAAAAGGCUCAUAACUUUUUUAGUCCUGAAAAGCUUUUAUUUGAUUUUCAUGGAGCUCAAUUGUUGUUCAAAUAUUCAUUGAGACUCUUAUCAAUUUGGACAGACCAAAGGUGUAGUCGAAGUGUACCUGUAGAUGUGAAAAGAAUUGUAGGAAAUGUAUUGCUUAAUACUGCUUAAUUGUUGAAAGAAAUGUACUGUUCAACAUGACUUAUUUUUAGUAUUGUUUUUGUUAGGCUGGUGAGGCACUAGAGGAGAUUGAAGAUGAAAACAAAAGUAUUCUGUGGGCACUUUUAAAACAGGUCAGGUGAAAUGAGCUUUGGAGAUUAGAGGGGACAAAAAAAUUUUUUAAGAUCUGCUGGAUAAGGGUGAAGAUUUGAAGCUUAUUCAAAUGAUGUGGGUGAAUGCUACACGGAACUUGUUAGUAAGCUAGGUUUCCCACCUAUUGGUACAGCAGUUACCAAAAUAAUGUUAACACCAACCAUUUAAAUGCUCAACAGGUCAAGCCAGGCAUGGAUCUUUCAAGGGUUACUUUACCAACCUUUAUUCUGGAACCUAGGUCAUUUUUAGACAAGCUUUCAGACUUCUACUUCCAUUGUGACAUUUUGUCCAGGUAAACAGUUCACAAAUCCUAUUUGAUCAAGUCUUACUCUUAUUUUACACCCACCCCAUUCUACAUCAAGUUCAAUGUGACUUAGGUGAUUUUUUAUAGUAAUCAGAUUGAAAGAAACAUUGAAAAUAAGGUUAUGUGGUGGGAAGAACAACUCUGAGGGGAUAGGAGUAGACCUUAACCCCCCCCAAAAAAAAAAAAAAAAAAAUUACAAAAAGAUUUUUGCAAAUGGUAACAUUUUUUUUAUUUAUAAAUUAUGUAGAGCUGCAAGAGAGGAGGAUGCCUACAGCAGAAUCAAGGAAGUAGUCAGGUGGUAUUUGUCAGGAUUUUAUAAGAAACCCAAGGUUGGUGAGAGAAAUUGAGCGUACCCCUUAGUACUGUAAAUUUGUACAUUGUUGAUGUACCAAACUUUUGAAUAAAAAACCAGCAUAUCUAAAAUCUGACUUAUCCUGUGUAUGGUACCAGAAUGUAUAUUACCAAUUGACAAUCAUUUGAAUAACUAUCUUUCUGAUAAUUAUUCAUAGGGUUUGAAGAAACCUUACAACCCUAUCCUUGGUGAGACGUUCCGCUGUUACUGGGGUAAUCCUGAUGGUACCAAGACAUACUUUGUCGCAGAACAAGUUUCCCACCAUCCUCCAGUAUCAGCAUUCUAUGUGUCCAAUAGAAAAGAGGGAUAUGUAGUCAACUGCUCUUGCUUGGCCAAGUCCAAAUUUUAUGGUAACUGGUAGUUUUAUUAUUAAUAGUAUUUGCCUUGUGACCUUUUUUUGUGGGUCCGGUUAAGUACACUUGUCCAGUUUUUAGAUCUGACUGACUGGAGCAUGAACAUUGUGAGAUGAAAAGCUUGGCUGUCUACCAGGAUCUUGUAAGAUCUCCUCGACAUGCUUUAUACUUUCUUGCUUCACUGUAAAAAACCAAAAAAAUUGCAGUAAAGUAGACUAAAUAUGUAGAGAAGCCAAUUUUUAUGAAAAAUAUGUAAAUCCCCUCCAAUUCAAUAAACCUUUCUCAAGAUCUAAUCCUAAGUGUGUGUUUUCCCUGGUAGGGAAUUCAUCCUCUGCCAUUUUGGAUGGAACUGCUACCUUAACUUUGCUGAGGUUUGGAGAAGAAUACGUCAUGAGUAUGCCAUAUGCUCAUUGUAAAGGUUUGUUCUUUUUCAUAGUGUAUUGCUAGGUAACUUACAUUAGAGCUGUGCCUCUGUAGCCUUAGGUAUCUUAAAAAAAUUUUUUUUGAAGGUAAGAUCUAAAAUUCAGAUAUUCAGAAGAUCCACUACCUACCAAAUAACAUUUUUGAAAGUUGAAGUGAACAGCAAUUCAAAAAAAGAACAUCACAAGGACACUACCUUAAUUUGUAAAUUAAUUUGUAAAUUAAAUUAAUUUAUUAAUUUAACUUAUUUUAUCUUGAACUGUAACUGAGAUUGGUAACUGAGAUGAUAGAGAUGAAAGAACUGUUUCCCUGAAAAGGUAGAAUCGAAGGGAAAACUAAACCUUUGAGCUAAAAUAUUUAGCUGAAAGCUGUUUAUAAUUGUUCUGCUGUUUUUGUUUCAUGUACUGUCAUCUUUUUCUUGAUUUUCAGGUAUUUUGAUUGGCACGCUAACAAUGGAGUUAGGAGGAGUCAUUACCAUAAACUGUGAGAAGACUGGGUACAAGGCUGAAAUUGAAUUCAAACUUAAGGUAAGAAGAUAAAGGGUUUCUGUGGGUGGAGCGCCAAUGUCAAAGAAAUUUGGGUCCAAGCCCCUUCAGAGCUUGUGCUGUGUUCUUAGGCAGGACACUUUACUCUAUGAGUACCUCUCUCCACUCAGGAGUAUCUGUAAGGACAAGUGAACUGUCAGGAAACUUUAUAGGGGGAAAACUUUGAUGGAGUGGGAUUCCAUCCAGGGGGAAAGAGCAAUACUGCAGCUCCUGUCGGAUGAGAUACCAGACUCAGCAGCUGACUUUGCUAUCUAAAUGAAAUCAUACCUUUGUCGUUAUUUUAGCCAUUCUGGAAGAAGAGUGGGGAAUCUAAUUAUGUUGCUGGCAAGAUUAAAAUGGGAAAGGAAACAUUGUGUAGAAUAGAAGGAAAGUGGGUAAGUAUCUCUCUAAAUAAUACGUCUUUUGUCAAUGUGUAUGCUAUAUAUCUUCCAGUUAAAUGGAAAAUGGUCUGUUCUUUUGUUUCCCUGUAAGGAUGGUGAGAUUCUUAUCACAGACCUUAAAACUCCAGUUCCUGCAGGGGUAAGUACAGAAACGCAAUCUUAUUUAUGUAUCAGUCAAAGAAAUGUAAAAUCUAAAGAUGGGCUCUUCACACCCAUGUCAAAAUUAUAGUUCUAUAAAGUGGGUGGGGGCAAGACUUAUUAAGCGUAUGAAUAAAGGGGUAAGUUUCUAAAGAAACUGUGGUGCUGCGUCGGUGGGAGUAGGAGUAUAGCAGGUAAUUUAGUGUUAACAACUGGGUUGAAAACGUAACGAAACUGGCUUAACGGCAUAACGGCUUAUGUACUAGUGUUUACUACAAACCUACAGAUUCACAUAGUUACUUGUUGUAUUCAUCUUCACACCCAUCACACGUCAAGAACUCCAUACCUUUUUCACAGUUUCUCAGACUUCUUCGUUUAUGUAGUGACGACUCUGAUUUUUCCGAAAAAUCAGAGGCAAUGUGCCAGUUUUUCGAUAAACGUGGCUAUCCUGUUUCUGUCGUUCAAGCGGGCUACCACCGUGUCCAACAAAUCGAUCGACAGGCAGCACUACAAACGGCCGAGAAGGAAAACACUGACCGCAUUCCAUUUACUCUUACAUUUCACCCUCACAACCACGCAGUUCAAUCUAUCAUUUUUAAAAGUUUUAAAUUACUCCAAAACGAUUCAGAGACUGGCACUAUCUUUUCGCAACCACUACUUAUUUCAUUCAAACGUUACAAAAACAUAGGCAACUUUUUAGUUAGGAGUUCAUUUCAAACCAACGAUCUAUCUGGAACUUUUAAAUGCGCUCGCUCACGUUGCAAAACUUGUCCUUUCAUUCAUAACGUAGAGAAAAUAUCGGGACCCAAAAGAUCCAUUAAGAUCAUUGAUCACUUUACGUGUACCUCCGCCAAUGUUAUUUACUGCAUAACUUGCACUUAUUGCAAUAAGUUAUACAUCGGCGAAACAGGAAGACGACUGGGUGACCGAUUCCGAGAACACCUUCGCGAUGUGGAAAGAAAUGACAAGGACGCAUCCAAACCAGUCGCUAGACACUUUAAUCUUCCUAAUCAUUCUAAACAGCAUAUGGCAGUUUGCGGCCUUUCCUUACAUCUAGGCAGUUCGGAAAACCGUAAAAUACUAGAACAAAAAUUUUUAUUCCAAAUCGGCACCCUUAAUCCCCACGGAAUCAACGAGCGCUUUUCAUUUAACUAAUUUAUUCCUGUUUUCUCGUCACCAUAUUCCCACCAAUGGCGUAGCUCCACUUUCUGCAUAUAAACCCACACACAACCCACAAUUCCUCUAAUCGCUCUGACGAAGGGCUAACGCUCGAGACGUCAGCUUUUUUACCCUUUACGGUGGCUAAUUUACGUUUUCAACCCAGUUGUUAACACUAAAUUACCUGUUAUUAAGCGUAUGGUUCUGUUGCACCUCUUCCUUCCUCUCCCUAGUGUAGAGCAUGUGUCUAGUGAGCAUGGUCUGCAAAUUACUGUCCUUUUAAAAGUGUUGUGACCACUUAAGAAGUUGUAAAGUGACUUCUAUUUCUUUUCUUUAGGAAGUGGAACCUCUUCCUGAGCUGUUUUGGGACCCAACUCCUGAAAUCCGAGAACAGAGACUUCCCAGACAUUUGGUGGAGUACAACACCCAAGGAGAAUUUGAAUCUGAGAAGUAUGUCAUAUCUUGCUUAGAUAUAGUAUAUAAUUCUUACUUUCACAUGUCUGUAAAGUGACUCAUGGGAACACAUUAUGAGGGUGUCGUGUCUUUGGAUGAUGUCUAACUGCUCUCUUAAAAUUACUAUUCCACAUACAGGCUCUGGAUAAAUGUCAGUGAUGCUAUCAAAGUUAAUGAUCAGGUAGGGAGAUCUUGUUUCAGUAAUUUUCAAUUGGCAAGUGCUGAACUUGAGCAACAUUGCAAUGCUUUUGCUCCACCAUACUUUGUAAUUAGUUUUGCAAUCUCUUACUGCCUUGUAAACCAGUCGAAAAAAUAAAGGUUAACAUUGUGUACAACCAUUUUCUACAAAAUUGUCAGGAAAAAGCAACAAACGAAAAGUUCACUCUUGAGGAGGCGCAGCGGAAAGGUCACCGUGAAAGAAGAGAAAAUGGAGUGGAAUGGAUUCCUAAACUGUUUGAACGUGAUCCAACUGCUCCUAAUGCUAUCAACCGAUGGCUUUACAAGUACAGAGAGUAAGCAUCUGAUUAACAUUUCAUUAUCUUAUAUUGGAUGCUGUCAGCCUUCUCUACAAACAAGAGAGUAUGAGGCUUAUAUAUUUUGUUCUUGUUGUAGUUUUGUGACUUUCAUCCUCUUUUAUUUUUUGUAGUGUAAGACCCUGGGAUCCAAUGACGGACCUGAAGGAGUAUGAAAAUGAUGGAAUCAUCAAAACACAGUAUCGCCUCAAAGCACCCAUGGUACGAACAACAAGCUUACUCAGUGUCCAACCAGAUAACAAGAAGCCAAUUUCAAAACGAAAGCGGCCUUCAUCUGGUCGAUCACGAUGUAGCGGCCAAGCAAAGGGAUCACGACGUAGUUCCAUUGACCGCUCAGGUGCAUCAACACCUGAUCCUGAAGCUGAACAUUCCAGCAGCAUUGAGGAUGAUGAUGAUGAUUCGAGUGUUAAGGAAGGCAUUGACCUUGCAGCUCUUGAGAAAGCUUUCCAGCCACUCAAAGAUCUACAGAAGGAGUGUGUUCAACAGAUGAGGGCAAUUAGAAGUGAUUUGCGUCGCCAUUACUCCUCUCAUCAGGAUGAUCUUGCUACUCUUCAGUUCAAAGACUGGCUCUUACUCUUGAUGUUCGUUAUAACUCAAGGAUUUUUCCAUUGGUAUUAUAGAAGAUGAUCCUGCAUAGCUACUUAAAAUACACAAAUUAUUCUAAUGAAAUUUUAAAAAAGUAUUUAAAAGGGAUGGAUUGUUUUUGUUGUGUGCUGUCCCAUGAAGUUUGGAUUUCACUGAUAUUGGGAAAAGCUCAAAAAUGAAUAAUAGUUAUCUUAACACCUAAUGGUAUAUUUUCAAGUGAAUUUGAGAUGGAAAGUGUCCUUUUUUUUCAUGGUCAGAAAAUAUUCUGAUUAGAAAACCAACUUGUGUUUGCUCAACAACAUAGUAGAGUCCCAUUUCUGCUCACUUUGGUUGUAGAGUAAAAUAUUUUUGAAAAAAUGGUAAUUUAGCUCAAAUUGGACAGAUGUGCCAUCUUGAUAAUCAGUGUUUAGAAGGGUGGGGUGAGUUUUGUUGCAUUUCACAAAAGCUACUCUGUAGAUGUAUUAAAAAUGUUGAGAAAUUGUUUGUUUGAUUGUAAGCAUAAUCAAAUAGAUUGUACUUGAUGAUUAACUCACAAUCACUUGAAACAAACAACACAAUCAGAAGAUAUAAUAUAUUUAAAACUUAUAUUAAAAAUUAAUUAGCCUGAAACAAGCUUCACAAGGUUUUUAAAAAGUUUCUUUUAGUUAGGGACAUGAAAGAGAUUUCAGCUGAUGCCCUUCAAAGAAAGAAAAUUAAAAAAAAAAAAUGAAUAGUGGUGAACAUAUUUUACCCUCAUAUUUAUAAAACUCCGAACAAAGAUAUCAGAUAGAGGUAAUUAUAGUUAUUUAUGAUUGUUACUUGUUAGUUAUAAUAAAUAAAAGAUCAAAUUUGAACUCAUUUUAAUUGAGUGGAGUUGGUGAACUUCAAAUUUUUAUCACAGACCCGAGGCUCACCUGCAUAGCACAGGAUCUUAGCACAGUUUGGUUUGUAACAUUUUAUUUCAGUCUCUUUGUUAUCAAACCUGGUCAAUUUUGAGCAACCUAAGGUUUAAAAAAAUUAUUAAGAGGCAAAAAGGGGAAUGCUUAACUUUUGUUAAGUAAUAAUAAUUA